GGCGGCAGGUAUCGCGAGAGUUGCGUUUUGCGCUUGCGCGAUUAGUGAUAGAGGCCUGCAGGAGGUGUGAGUGAGGAGUUGGUGCUGCCCUCGCCGGCGCUGAGACAGCCGCCACCAUGAGCACCGCGCUGGCUAAAAUCGCUGAGAUAGAGGCCGAGAUGGCCCGGACUCAAAAGAACAAGGCCACGGCUCACCAUUUGGGGCUCCUGAAGGCUCGGCUGGCCAAAUUGCGCCGAGAGCUCAUCACGCCGAAAGGAGGUGGCGGGGGUGGUCCAGGAGAAGGUUUUGACGUUGCGAAGACUGGCGACGCGCGGAUUGGAUUUGUGGGCUUCCCAUCAGUGGGGAAAUCGACUCUGCUGAGCAACCUUGCUGGGGUGUACUCGGAAGUGGCAGCCUACGAAUUCACCACCCUGACCACUGUGCCAGGGGUGAUUCGAUACAAAGGAGCCAAAAUACAGCUUCUUGAUCUUCCAGGAAUUAUUGAAGGGGCAAAAGAUGGGAAGGGCAGAGGUCGCCAGGUCAUUGCAGUUGCUCGGACCUGCAACCUUAUUCUGAUCGUUCUGGAUGUCCUGAAGCCUCUGGGACAUAAGAAGAUCAUUGAGAACGAGUUGGAAGGCUUUGGAAUACGCUUGAAUAGCAAACCUCCCAACAUUGGCUUUAAGAAAAAGGAUAAAGGAGGCAUCAACCUCACUGCUACGUGCCCGCAGAGCGAGCUGGACACUGAAACUGUGAAGAGCAUCUUGGCGGAAUAUAAAAUCCACAAUGCUGAUGUCACACUGCGCAGCGACGUUACUGCUGAUGACCUCAUUGACGUGGUUGAAGGAAACAGAGUUUACAUCCCUUGCAUUUAUGUCCUGAACAAAAUUGACCAGAUCUCUAUUGAGGAGCUAGACAUCAUCUACAAGGUGCCCCACUGUGUCCCCAUCUCUGCUCACCACCGAUGGAACUUUGAUGACCUGCUGGAGAAAAUCUGGGACUACCUGAAACUUGUGCGGAUCUACACCAAACCCAAAGGGCAGCUGCCGGAUUACUCCUCUCCAGUGGUCUUGCCUUACUCUCGGACCACCGUGGAAGAUUUCUGCAUGAAGAUCCACAAAAAUCUGAUUAAAGAGUUUAAAUAUGCACUUGUGUGGGGCUCAUCAGUCAAGCACAACCCACAGAAAGUUGGAAAAGACCACACUAUGGAGGAUGAAGAUGUCAUUCAGAUAGUGAAGAAAUAAAGCUCUUCUGGCCAAUUCUGUGAGGGGACUCCCCUGUGACCUUUUAGAAGGAAAGUUAAAUUGCAAAGCUUUAUGUACUUGCCAAAUGGUGGUUGUUCGUAGAGGACCUCUUAUUGGGAAAAUUUGGUGUUAGACCAAAGGCUGAUUAAAGUGUGUGUUCUCUACAGAUGGUGUCAUUGUUAAUGAGGCCUUGGGAUAGUAUGGCUGAUUUACACACCGAUCAAUACAGAUCAAUGUCUAAUGUGAAGAUUGGCCUUUGUGCAGCCCAGAUAUUUGGUUGCUUACCAUUACCAGGAUGAAAGUAUGUAACCUGUCUACAGAACUCUGCAAUUGCGUAAAUAAAGUACUUGAGUGAAA
Hemicordylus capensis (graceful crag lizard) is the source of this 1577-nucleotide messenger RNA. RefSeq names its product developmentally regulated GTP binding protein 1 (gene DRG1). Gene Ontology annotation, cellular component: cytoplasm. The transcript has 9 exons. Gene Ontology annotation, biological process: cytoplasmic translation. NCBI's taxonomy places the organism in Eukaryota, Metazoa, Chordata, Lepidosauria, Squamata, Cordylidae. Gene Ontology annotation, molecular function: GTPase activity; GTP binding. The record is from RefSeq and is a predicted model, not a curated record. The coding region runs from base 117 to 1220 and encodes 367 amino acids.